Gasterosteus aculeatus aculeatus (three-spined stickleback) is the source of this 2949-nucleotide messenger RNA. It is a transcript of the gene dnaja1, whose product is annotated as DnaJ heat shock protein family (Hsp40) member A1. Gene Ontology annotation, molecular function: Hsp70 protein binding; ATP binding. NCBI's taxonomy places the organism in Eukaryota, Metazoa, Chordata, Actinopteri, Perciformes, Gasterosteidae. The record is from RefSeq and is a predicted model, not a curated record. Gene Ontology annotation, biological process: protein folding; response to heat.
CAGGAAACUGACGUCACCAAACCGGAUUUUUGUAGAGGCGGGUUGGAAGAGAAGCUUCUGGAAGAGUCUCUGUGAACUGAGGUUGUGAGGAUUCAAACUACUGUUUCAUACGAGGUUAUCCAUCAAAGACAAACAUGGUCAAAGAAACCGGCUUCUAUGACACAUUAGGCGUGAAAGCCAAUGCCACCCCUGACGAACUGAAGAGGGCCUAUCGCAAACUCGCUUUAAAAUAUCACCCUGACAAAAAUCCCACUGAAGGAGAGAAAUUCAAGCAGAUCUCACAGGCAUAUGAGGUUUUGUCAGAUGCCAAGAAGAGAGAAGUAUAUGACCGUGGAGGUGAAAAGGCUAUAAAGGAAGGAGGGACAGGUGGUGGCGGCGGCGGUGGGGGGAACUUUGCAUCACCCAUGGACAUCUUUGACUUGUUUUUUGGUGGAGGGAGCCGGAUGCACAGAGAGCGUAAAGGGAAGAACAUUGUUCAUCAGAUAACAGUGACGCUGGAAGACCUUUAUAAUGGAGCUACAAGAAAACUUGCUCUCCAGAAGAAUACUAUUUGUGAGAGAUGUGAAGGUCGUGGGAGUAGAAAAGGAGCUGGACAGAUGUGCAUGUCUUGCCACGGCACAGGCAUGCAAGUCCGCAUGCACCAGCUGGUACCAGGCAUGGUGCAGCAAGUGUCCACAGUGUGCCACAGCUGUCAGGGGCAAGGACAGAGAAUCAGCCACAAGGACCGCUGCAAAGCAUGCGCAGGGCGAAAGAUCCUGCGCCAGAAGAAGAUUUUGGAGGUCCACAUUGACAAAGGAAUGAGAGAUGGUCAGAAGAUCGUUUUCCACGGAGAAGGAGACCAGGAGCCGGGAAUUGAGCCAGGUGACAUCAUCAUUGUCUUGGACCAGAGAGAACAUUCACAUUUCACCAGGAAAGGAGAGGACCUGGUCAUGUCAAUGGAGUUGCAGCUGGUUGAGGCUUUAUGUGGUUUCAAGAAACCUGUUCAGACACUAGACAACCGAACACUCCUCAUCACCUCACAUCCAGGGGAAUUGAUCAAGCCUGGAGACACAAAGUGCGUCUUGAAUGAAGGGAUGCCCAUGUAUCGCCGACCGUUUGAGAAGGGACGCCUUAUUGUUCACUUUUCGGUGGUGUUCCCACAAGCCAACUUCCUUUCCGAGGACAAACUGAAGAUGCUGGAGCGCUACCUCCCAGAAAAGCUGGAUCCAGAGCAGCCGGAGAGUAUGGACGAUGAUCUCUACAUCUACGCCGACCUGGAGGACUGUGACCUUGACAACAGGAAAAGACGCAAUCAUCAGUACUACUACAUGGAAGAAGACGACUAUCCCAGCACAGGGGGCGUUCAGUGCCAGACGUCUUAAAUAACCACUUGCCAGUUCUCAAUCCAGAAGCCAUCCCCUCAUCUUUUAAGUAAAGCACCUUUUUGGAAUUUAGUGCACUUUUUGUUAACUGGUUUUCUUUCGAUCUCAAUCAGAAAACGGUUUCCCAACGAAUGGAGUCGAGUAUCAUAGUUCCAAAAUUAAACUAGAACGGGACUCUUCUUCAUCGCCUGGGCCUUAUUUCAACAAUUCAGUUUUUUUUUUUUCAAUCACACUGUGAUUGGAGAUGUAUGGGUUAUCAGAGGCUUAAGAACCCCCUUGUCUCAACAAAGACUGCCUGCUUUUUAUGCAUUUACACUAAAACGUAUGCCAAUAUUCUAAGAUUAAAAAAUAACCUUUUUUUUAUAGUACUACUAAAUCGGUUGUUGUUGUAAACCAAUUGUUAAUGACUUGUUCAAUCCGUUGUGUGUUUGUGACCCAAUCCUCAGAUGGAGGUGGAUGUGCGUUGAGACUUGAGUUGUACGUUUCUGCUGUUUUACCCUCUCAAGGGCUAUUUUAUAGACAUUUCUUAAGGAUGUGGCAAGAACAUGCAAGUAAGCCGUGAUGGUGAUCGUGGUUCAGGCAUGGCAGUAUUUAGGUUCAAGCCACUAAUGUAGAUUUUUCAAACUACUAUUUAAGUUGGGUUUAAUGUUUUUGAGCUGCGAUCAGUUCUCUGGUGAUGCCACAUUUGUUUUUUGUUUUUUUAACCUAUUGCGUAAUGUAGGACAUCUUAUAUGUAUAAACAAAACCGGUUGAUAUGAGCCAAAUGUGACUGCAUAUUAACAGCAGGGUAGGUAUUCGAUCAAGGAUUGGUAAGAAGUCACUUUAUUUUGAAAUAACAGAUAUGGGGUGUUACCAGUAAGCGGGUUUUCUGGAUUACUCAAAUUCAGAAUGGGUAUUUUAACAUAAUGUUGGUUUUCAAGAUUUUAUGGUUUGGAGUUUUUACUUGGCAAUCUUGGUUAACUUGUUAAAUCCAAUGUCCCACAACGCCUCCAUGGCAAAUGUUUUCCCUCUUUUAGAAGAUCCAUCGCCAAGUUGCACCUAAGUCUUACACGGCAAAAGCGGGAUGGUUCAAGUUGUUUUAAAGAUUGAACGUUCUUGAGAUUAUUUCAGUUCUGUGAUUUUAAAAACAUUUGGAAAUUAGAAAAGAAAUGAAGUUUUUUAAUUGUAAAUGCCAAAUAAGUCGCGAAGUUACGAGGGACUUGAUACCUGCGCGGUUGGUACCUCACUGAUGUGUCUGCUUUAUUUAAAGCCUUAUAACUUAACUUGAAGCUAUAAUGCAGGUUGGUUUUUUUCCAGUGAUUACUUUGCCUUGUGAAACACAACUAUGCUUACAGGAGACUCCUUUCAUUCUUAAUGCAAAUUGAUGAGAACCUAUAACGUCCAGGGAGCUUGACUCAAGGGGUGUGUGUGUGUGUGUGUGUGUGUGUGUGUGUGUGUGUGUGUGUGUGUGUGUGUGUGUGUGUGUGUGUGUGUGUGUGUGUGUGUGUGUGUGUGUGUGUGUGUGUGAGAGAGAGACCCACCCUUAGGACCAAUGAUCUUGUUUAUGGAAAUGUUUUCUAAUUAAAUGCAGUUUGAUGGGCUCUCUAAA